Aedes albopictus (Asian tiger mosquito) is the source of this 5664-nucleotide messenger RNA. RefSeq names its product serine/threonine-protein kinase tricornered (gene trc). Gene Ontology annotation, biological process: intracellular signal transduction; peptidyl-serine phosphorylation. The transcript has 6 exons. Bases 1254 to 2630 code for a protein of 458 amino acids. The record is from RefSeq and is a predicted model, not a curated record. NCBI's taxonomy places the organism in Eukaryota, Metazoa, Arthropoda, Insecta, Diptera, Culicidae. Gene Ontology annotation, molecular function: ATP binding; protein serine/threonine kinase activity.
AUGCGCGUUGUGUCGUCGUCGUCGGUCGUAAAAAAUCUCUCGAAAACGGGCACACAAAAGAGUGUUUCCUCGUUUCGUCGUCGUCGUCGUCGUCGCGGUCGAUGGUCGUUUUCCGUUUCCGAAAUACGCACCAGCAGGAAUAUCCACAGGAAAGUGCAAUCCGGGGCAGAUUUUUUCCCGUGAACAAUCGCCAGCCAAUCCCGUUAGUGGCGUAAGGCGAGAGAGCUGGCGAAGAAAAAGUAGUGCAGAGAGAUUGCAUCAGAGUAACAGGAGCGCCAGCAGCGGUUCUAAAUCGGUAGCCCCAGCCAGCUACAGGCGCACGGUCGAUCAGUGUGUUUCGAAAUCGGAUUGUGCGGUCGCUCGGUCGGUCAAUCAAUCGUCAGCGGGAAUAGGAAGUGAAAAUCGUGUUAUUGGGGUCGAGAUUAUACAAUAAUAGAAUACAAUAUUUGUGCCAAGAGCAACAGCAGGAAGUGGUUGGUGAGACGGGCACAAAGGAGGAGGAAUAUUUCCACAUCAGAAGAAAGUGUUGACAGAGUACGAGGUGUUCUCGAUUUUCUCUGGCGACGCACAUUGGGAAAAUACUAUUGCAAAGUGAUUGUAUGCGGACGGUGAUGUGACAAGACACGAAACUGGAGCAAACAUAGGAGCGGAGGAGAACGUCUAAGAAGAAAGUGGCUUAUUGUGCAAUAAUUGUAGGUCGAGAAAAUUUUACGCGGAUUUCGGAAUCGGGAAGAAAACAACUCGGUGCGUCGCGAGUUUCAGUUCCUCCGGGGUGGUGUGAGUGUGCGUGAAAGUGCGUCGUGAGGUGUGAUCCCAGGAGGCGACGACGUCGACGGGAAAGCUAUGAGAAAUAGCACACUUCGAUCAAUUGACCAUCAGCAGAGGCAUAAAGUUCGAAUGAAUCUAUCGUCCUCGUCUUCGCAGUGAACGCAGUAUAGGUAGGCCACGGGAGGCGAGAAAGGGGACAGAGAAUCGAUUUCGUCGCUGGUCGCUGGUGAAAUCAUUGUGUACCAGUUUAAAACUGGCAAUUGGGAGAAGCACGGCGGUGGUGGUGGCAGUAAUUCUAUCGUGAAGCAGCCCAAAUAGAUCACCAUCGUCAGCAGCAAGAAGCAGCAACAGCAGCAGACCAGCAGGAGAAAACAUCUAAAGGCAAACAACACCGAGAAAUAUACAUACACAAAGCUUUUUCCUACACGGCCCGGUUGCUCGCUCCGAGCAAAUAAACCAGCAAGCUGCAGCCGCAAACGAUAAACAUGACCGCGACGGACAAUACGAUCCGCUUCAGCGACCACACACUGGACAAAGCAACGAAGGCCAAAGUGACACUGGAGAACUACUACAGCAACUUGAUCACCCAGCAUGGCGAGCGGAAGCAGCGGCAAGCGAAGCUGGAAGCUUCCCUCAAGGACGAAGCCCUCUCGGAGUCCCAGCGGCAGGAAAAGCGGAUGCAGCAUGCCCAAAAGGAAACGGAAUUCCUGCGGCUCAAACGGUCCCGGCUGGGGGUGGAAGACUUCGAAGCGCUCAAAGUGAUAGGCCGGGGGGCGUUCGGCGAGGUGCGGCUGGUUCAGAAGAAGGACACCGGUCACGUGUACGCCAUGAAGGUGCUACGGAAGGCGGACAUGCUAGAGAAGGAACAGGUGGCGCACGUACGGGCGGAACGGGACGUCCUAGUCGAAGCCGACCAUCAGUGGGUGGUUAAGAUGUACUAUAGCUUUCAGGAUUCGGUCAAUUUGUACUUGAUAAUGGAGUUCCUACCGGGCGGGGACAUGAUGACGUUGCUGAUGAAGAAGGACACCCUUUCGGAGGAAUGUACGCAGUUUUAUAUCGCCGAAACGGCACUGGCUAUCGAUUCCAUACAUCGGUUGGGAUUCAUUCAUCGCGAUAUCAAACCGGACAACUUGCUACUGGACGCCCGCGGACAUUUGAAGCUGUCGGAUUUCGGUCUGUGUACCGGAUUGAAGAAAUCUCACCGUACCGAUUUCUAUCGGGAUCUGUCGCAGGCUAAACCUUCGGACUUUAUUGGAACCUGCGCGAGUCCGAUGGAUUCCAAGCGACGGGCCGAGAGUUGGAAGCGGAAUCGGCGGGCGUUAGCAUACAGUACGGUCGGAACGCCAGAUUACAUUGCGCCUGAGGUGUUCCUGCAAACGGGUUACGGACCGGCGUGCGACUGGUGGUCGCUGGGGGUCAUCAUGUACGAGAUGCUGAUGGGAUACCCGCCGUUCUGUUCGGAUAAUCCGCAGGACACCUAUCGGAAGGUGAUGAACUGGCGGGAAACGCUGAUCUUCCCGCCGGAAACGCCCAUUUCCGAGGAGGCGAGGGAUACCAUUGUCAAAUUUUGCUGUGAGGCUGAAAGGAGAUUGGGCUCGCAACGUGGCAUCGAGGAUCUGAAGCUGGUCUCUUUCUUCCGCGGUGUCGAUUGGGAGCACAUCCGCGAACGGCCGGCAGCCAUUCCGGUUGAGGUACGUUCGAUCGACGACACGUCCAACUUUGACGACUUCCCUGACGUUGCCCUUGAAAUACCCGCCCAUCCCACACCGGAGGGUGAAGUUCUCAAGGAUUGGGUAUUCAUCAACUAUACCUUCCGACGGUUCGAGAGUCUCACGCAACGUGGCACCCCUACGAAAAAGUGAAACCCCCACCCUUAAUGUGUAUGUGUGUGUCUUCUCCAGCUUCCGCCGGCAACUACCUAUAUUUAUGUGUUUGCUGAUGAUGUUCUAACCACUUCGCCGCACCCCUUUGACUCUUAUCUCUAGCACUCUAGAGAGGCAAGGUGGAGAGCCACUUUGACCUUAGAUAGCGUUCGUUAGGAAUCCCGCCCCGCGCAGGGCGCCGAAAAUCAAUAAGAAACCGACUCAAUUGAUGGAAGUAAAGAAUAAGAAAAGUUGGGAACCCGUAACUAACAAUAUCCUCUAUAUAAAGUACACAAAAGAAUAUAAAGUAAUUUAACGUAAAACAAACACACUAAGCAAAACAACUCGUGAGAAGAAAACGAAUCAAAGAAUAUCGAUAGCAGAACGUAAUUUUAGGAUUAGCAUUGUCACAGUUCAGCGUAUCUCCCACGCUCGUUUUUUCCCCGCAUCAUCCUGCGCGUUUUCCUGCGCCCUCCCAUGAUGAUAGGUUCCUCUCUCUAAUUUCACAGCCAAGUAGACUUACAAACACAGCAAAUACACUGCAACGUAUAACGUAAUAAAUGGGAAAUAGUCGCCAACAGAAACAAACCAACCACACAGAACGACGCUUGCUUUUAGUAGGAUUAAUAUUUAGUAAAAGUUGAUGUGGAGUGUUCCGCCCCUCUGCUACGCUAAAUGAGAGGUUUAGGUUUGUGUGGUAUGGUGUCACGGUUUCACUUUGAUGGACGGUCUGGUUUUGGUUAUGUUGGAUACAGUGAAAUGAGAUUUGUUAACUCGAUCCAGAUUUUGAGUUAUUUGAAUUCAUUUCUAGAUCCUUGAAGUUAUUCUAUUAGAUAUUAUAGCAACAUAACAUUACUAUAACGGUUUAGCUGUGUACUUCGAACGCUGAAUGUGCAAAGUACUGAAUGAUGCCGGAAAACAUUCAAAAACAUUAUUGUCAAAUGUAUCGUGACAGCACCAAAUUCCAAUUACUUUUUUCGGUUCCUAAUUCCGUUCACAUCGUGCAAAACAAAUGGAGUGAACGGAAUUAGGAACCGUUAAAAAGAUAUUGGAUUUAGGUGACAUCACGGUAUACCACGAUGAAAGAAAUGCGUUUGUAUAACGGUCGUGUUGUGACGAUGUCCACCAGAGGCCAUAUUAUUCAUAGGUCGUCCAACACGCUUCUUGGUUCUAUCAAUUGAAGAUCAUUUGAUUUAGAUGGUUGUCCAACACUUCUUCCGGUUUCAUUAUCGGAAGAGCUGUCUUAUUUCGACGAUUCCUUCAAUCGAAGAUCGCUUCAAACACACGGAUGUCUUCCAUGUCUUGCGAAUUAUCAAGAGAAAAAUUAACUCAUUCCGACGGUCGUCCAACACAUCUUUCGUUACAUUUAAUGAAAUAUUGCUUCAGCAAGGCGAUUAGAACGUCUUCUUGUUUCAUUAAUACGAUUGUCAUACACUUCUCUCGGCUCCUUCAACCGAAAUUGAUUUCAAACAGAUGGUUGUUCAACAAGUCUUCCGAAUUUCUGUACAGAAAAAUCAAUUUACUCAUAUGGUUGUCCAACACGUCUCUUGGGUUCAUCAACCAAACAGCAAGCUAUGAGUCACGAACUGGAGAAGUUUGAAAAACCCUGGUUUGGUGAUUUUUGUCCAUGUACUUUCGAGUACUAUUUUGAACUAUAUAUUGCAGAAGCACGCUUUCUUUCAAAGUACUUUGUCUGAAUUUUCCACGCAUGACGAUAUGCCUGAAAAUUAUGCUCUUCUAAGAAGGUCUCACGCAUUUUGGUGCAGAGCAGUUAUAGCGUGUUUGAAAUGAAUCGACUCUAUAUCAAACGACAUCAUGCCUUUCAUACCUAAACCCACCCACCAGCUAGGAAACUAACAAACUCACAAGAAACCUGCAAUACCGUAAUCCGUUCUUGGGGGGAAAAUCGCUUAUCACUUACACACAUUAUAUAGUUUAUGUAUAGCUUAGUAGUGUCAAUGUGCAACUUCUAUGCAAUAUAGAAAACGUCCCUAGAUGAGAGGUGAAGAAACAUGAUUUAAGAAAGUAACACUUGCAAGCAUAUGAAGCCUACUUCUACGCGUAUCGAUUCGAUAUACCUAUCAUGACGCGUCAUGACGUAGAGAGGGACAGGUGACGCGAAACGUGGGAAGCAUUUCUGUUCGAGUCGACCUGCAGAAAAGCAACAGCAAAGGAUUUAUAUAUUUAGAAAAAAAAGCUAUAAUAGUAUUAGUAGUUUUUAUUAUUAUAAUUAUUAUUUUUUAGAGAUCGCAAUCAUGCUUUUACCUUUAAGUUUGGAUGUUUUAUAGUAGAACAGAGCAGAGUAAUGCACUUAUUUCGACUUAGGCAAGGGAACUAUUAUGCUGCAAGUGAUAGUUUUUGUAUUUUUAAGUUCAUAUGUAAAUAAACAAUUAUGCGAAACGAAAAAUUUUGAAAAUUGGGCAAACGGUUCUCGUGUUCUUAGGAAUUUCGUUAAAAAGUUUAUAGAUAUCUUUCUUUUUGGAGAAUUUGCUUCAAGCAAAAUAUGGCAUAAAAUUGUUCUCGUUUUGGUUCUAUUAGAAAUUUUAUUUAUAUGAUUGUUUUUUUUUUCUUUUCCAAUUCAUAAUGGAUCUUCCGUCACAGUUUUCUGCUAUUUAUGUGAUCAAAUUACUUCUCUGUUUAACUUUAAGAACAAGAAACACGUUUUGCUGAAGAAAAAAUGAACAAUAGCUGUAAUAGGUUAAUUUUCGUCCGAUCCAAAUCAUGUCGUCACACGCAAGUCCAUCUCGUUUUCGAAUAUUUUUUCUAGCCUUCUGAAUUGUAACAAGCGAAAAUCCAUAUUUCGUUAGGUGAGAUUGAUUUGCAGUUGACGACAGCUGCUACAUAGUUUGCGAUAGAUUUGUGGUCUCGUGAAAGCGUUAAUUCAAAGUUCUGUGUUCGCAUAUAUCCCCCGUUUUUUUCCUUUGGGAGGAAAUCAAAGCAAGAAGAAAACAAGAUAUAACAGUGAGAUACAUCCCGCAACCCUUACAAGCAUUGAACAGAAAUAAAGUGAUAACUGAAAUUCAAUGGAAAUGAA